AUGCAUCAACUCUCCGAGCAAAAUCAUCAGUGCCAUCAACCUUCGGAGAGAAAACCCAUCUCCGAGGAAACCUACACUAAAUUACUGAAGGAAAUCGAAAGUGUGAUGAGUGAUGAAAGUAAUUUAAUUGCAAAUCUUGCAAAUUGUGCUUCAUUGUUUUAUAAUACAUUUCUGGAAAAUGGUCAUCCAAUUAAUUGGUUUGGUUUUUAUUUGAUUGAUGUGAAAACAAAUGAUAAACCAAUCAGAGAACUUGUUUUAGGACCUUUUCAUGGUAAAUUAGCUUGUACAAGAAUUAGAUUUGGAAAGGGAGUGUGUGGAGCUUGUAUUACAAAAGAGGAAAUUAUUGUGGUGCCAAAUGUUCAUGAAUUUUCUGGACAUAUUGCAUGUGACAGUGCUUCUAAUUCAGAAAUUUGUGUACCAUUGUUUAAUUCUCAAAAUGGACAGGUAUUUGGUUUGAUUGAUGUUGAUUCUACUGCUUUGGAACAAUUUAGUUUGGAAAUUGAUGGAAAAUACUUGAAGGAGUUGGCAAAUCUCAUUACGAAAUAUUCUGAUUUGAUUUAA
Naegleria gruberi is the source of this 561-nucleotide messenger RNA. RefSeq lists its product as uncharacterized. NCBI's taxonomy places the organism in Eukaryota, Heterolobosea, Eutetramitea, Acrasida, Naegleriidae. Gene Ontology annotation, molecular function: protein binding; L-methionine (R)-S-oxide reductase activity. The transcript has a single exon. Gene Ontology annotation, cellular component: cytosol. The record is from RefSeq and is a predicted model, not a curated record. Bases 1 to 561 code for a protein of 186 amino acids.